Molecule: messenger RNA, 1203 nt
Organism: Sitodiplosis mosellana (orange wheat blossom midge)
Lineage: Eukaryota; Metazoa; Arthropoda; Insecta; Diptera; Cecidomyiidae
Gene: eIF2Balpha
Product: translation initiation factor eIF-2B subunit alpha
Exons: 4
Coding region: 147-1103 (318 amino acids)
Biological process (GO): translational initiation
Cellular component (GO): eukaryotic translation initiation factor 2B complex
Molecular function (GO): guanyl-nucleotide exchange factor activity; translation initiation factor activity
Source: RefSeq, a predicted model, not a curated record
GUAAAAGGAUCUGUCAGAAGUGAAUAUACGCAUUCAUCGCUGGCUUAAAUGCUGUUUCUUCCAAUAUUUUUACGAACAAUAUCUCAGAGAACAAAAGAAAUAGUUCGUACACAUUAAAUUUUUCGGCAGCAGUUUCAACGGAUAAAAUGGGGAAACAGGACAAGAAAAAAGAGAAAAGAAUCGUCCAUUCCAAUGCCGAGGUCGACGUGGAAAAAUAUUUUUCGCAUCAACUGAGCGAAGAUAAAAGUUUAUCGGCUGGUAUUGCUGCCAUCAAAACCUUGCUUAUGGUCUUAGAAAAAACGAAAUUUGACACUGUGCAAGAAUUGCACUCAAGAAUUCAAUCGGCCGUUAAAACGAUGAGAACGUCAGACCACCCAAUAACAGCCAUCGUUUCAGCUAGCGAACUGUUUUCGCGAUUCAUCACGUUUGCGACAUUUGAUGAUAAAACAGCGGAUGAGUGUAAAAAGCUCAUGUUGCACCGUGGACAAGUUUUCUUGAAGAAAUUGCUCGAAGCGCGGAACAUUAUAGCAAAGCAAUGUGCUCAGUUUGUUACGGAUGGUUGUCGAGUGCUAACGCAUGCCCGAUCGCGGGCCGUUCUCGAGACAUUGACUGUGGCUGCUAAGUCGAACAAACGAUUUCACGUGUACGUGACUAGAAGUUCACCGGACAACACAGGCGAGCAAAUGUGUGACGAACUGAAAAAGGCCGGCAUCGAAUGCACAUUAAUCCUAGAUGCGGCCAUAGGAUACAUCAUGGAAUCGAUAGACAUUGUUCUAGUUGGAGCCGAGGGUGUCGUUGAAAGUGGUGGAAUUAUCAAUAGAGUGGGAACUUAUACGAUGGCUUUAUGCGCUCGUGAAAUGAAAAAACCCUUCUAUGUUUUGGCUGAAAGUUUGAAAUUUUCCCGGCUAUAUCCACUGAACCAGCGUGAUCUACCCAAUGACUAUAAAUUCUCAAAACAGAGUUUGGGUAAAGAAAAAGAACUAGCUCAAGCGCAUCCUUUAGUCGAUUACACAUCUCCAGCUUAUAUUACGCUACUUUUCACCGAUAUUGGCAUACUCACCCCAUCGGCGGUUAGCGAUGAACUCAUCAAGCUCUACCUUUAAUUGUUUCAGUUUUGUACGAACGGAAUGAAAAUGCAUCUGCUUUACAUUUUAUUUGACAAGAAAGAAAACAGGAAAUAAAUAUUUUUUUAUCAAGCGAAAA